Messenger RNA from Humulus lupulus (European hop), 2276 nucleotides. RefSeq names its product pentatricopeptide repeat-containing protein At3g22670, mitochondrial-like. Lineage: Eukaryota; Viridiplantae; Streptophyta; Magnoliopsida; Rosales; Cannabaceae. The record is from RefSeq and is a predicted model, not a curated record. The transcript has a single exon. Gene Ontology annotation, cellular component: chloroplast. The coding region runs from base 454 to 2067 and encodes 537 amino acids. Gene Ontology annotation, molecular function: protein binding.
GGGCUUCGCCAUUUCUGCAGGCCCAACCCAGCCGAACAUCCAUUUCAAUGGCGCAGGCCGCAGCAGCUACAAACGCCUGCGGAGUGGCGGCGAGGUCAAUCGACGAUCGUCGCUGCCGAUCUGCCACCUUCAUUCCGCCAUCCAUCCCAACCCACACACUCAAUCACGGCGGCUGUUGAGUGUAGCCUCAAAGGUAAUUUCAAUAAUUUUUGUUUUGAAGUUAAAAAAGGUUGUGUUGUAGUAGUAUUGCUCUUGUACCGAGCUUUUGGCCAUGUUGAUAUUGGUUCAUGUGAUUGAAAUCUCUGCCAUGAAGUGCUAUAAUGUUCAAUUGUAUUUAUUGUUGUUGAUUAAACGGAUCAAAAAUAUGAACAAAGGUUUAAACUUUGAACAAGUUCAUUUUGGAAGAGCUUUGCUCAUUUCAAAGGCUUGACAUCCCAAGAUUCCCAACCCAAGAUGCUCUCUAAAUUGCAGAGGGUUAUGGUCUUUUCUGUUCCUAACCCUAAUCCCAUUGCUUUGCACCGUUACCUUCUACUUAGCUCCCAAUGCACCAAGACUGAGUCAACCCAAGUCACAGAGUCCACUCAGGAAGAAGAAGAUGAUUUUGUUUUGCCUUCUCUUGCUCAUUGGAUCGAAUCUCCGAGUCAGAGGCUUGUUGAACUUGAACCCCGCCGUAAACAACUUCAACAAUCUCUCUACGAGACUACUGAGCCGGAGAUGAGUAAGGUGAGCACGAUUCUCCAUAAAAGGUUCUCUUCGCCUGAAGAAGUAUCUCAAGCUCUUAACGAGCGUGGUUUAGCUUUAUCAGAUAGUUUAGUCCAACAGUUCUUAAUGCGAUUUAGCAAUGAGUGGGUCUUGGCUUUCGAUUUUUUCAUUUGGGCGCAAACACAAAAAGAUUAUGAGCAUUCUCCAGAAUCGUAUAACUUAAUGGUUGAUAUCUUGGGGAAAGCGAGGAAGUUUCAGCUUCUGUGGGAUUUGAUUGAGGAAAUGAACUCUUUGGAUGGGUACGUUUCCUCGGUUACAAUGACAAAGGUUGUUAGAAGGCUUGUAGGAGCUCACUUGUAUAAAGAAGGCAUUGAUGUUUUCAGGGGAAUUGAGAGAUUUGGCAUAAACAAGGACAUCACAGGACUGAACAUUCUUAUGGAAGCAUUGGUUAAGGAAAAUGGUAUUGAGCAUGCCCAGGAAGUUUUCUUGGAGUAUAAGGAUUCAAUACCUGUGAAUACACACAGUUUCAACCUUUUAAUACUAGGGUGGUGCAAGGUUAGGAAGUUUGGUAUUGCUAGGAAGACUAUGGAGGAAAUGGAGAAACAUGGGUGCCAACCCAAUGCUUUUUCUUAUACUUGGUUCAUCAAAUUUUACUGUCACCACAAGGAUUUUCGAAAUGUCGAAGCCAUUCUAGAUGAAAUGAAGGUCAAAGGUUGCUCCCCAACUGUUGUUACGUACACCAUAGUAAUGAAUGCUUUAGGGAAGGCAAACCAGAUAAAUGAAGCUUUGGAGGUUUAUGAGAAAAUGAAGGAGAAUGGUUGUGUUCCUAGCACUUGCUUUUUCAACUCUUUGAUUUUCAUUCUUGGCAAAGCGGGAAUGUUGAAAGAUGUCGAAGAGGUGUUUAAUGAUAUGCCAAAGAAAGGAGCUACCCCAGAUGUAAUAACCUACAGUACUUUGAUUUCAUGUUAUUGUGACCAUUCCCAAGAGGAGAAAGCCUUGAAGUUGCUUAAGAAAAUGGAAGAUAGAUGUUGCAAACCAGAGCUCAAAACAUACAUUGCCUUGUUAAAGAUGUGCUGCAAGAAAAAGAGGAUGAAAUUGCUUUACUGUCUUUUAAACCACAUGUACAACAACAAUGUAAGUAUUGACGUUCCAGCUUAUGGUCUUUUGAUUAGCGGGCUUAUAAAGAGUGAGAGAAUUGAGCAUGCUUGCUUUUUCUUCAAGGAAAUGGUUUCAAAGGAAUUGAUUCCCCUGGCGAGCACAUAUGAUACAUUGACAAAUGAACUUGAGGCCAUGAAUAUGGUUGAGGAAAAAGAAAAGAUUGUUGAGUUGAUGAUGAAGGCAAAAAAAACAUUAACAAUUUCUUAAUUUUUGUACUUAAUUUUUACUCUCUUAUUCAUCUGUUGUGUUUACCAAAAAGUGUGCUUGCUGACAGGCAGCUGAACAUGUUGUUGGCCCAGUUUGCUUGAGUGGACCACAUGAUGCUUACCAAACCUAUACACAAAUUCAUAGAACUGUUGUGUUGUGAUUGGCUUUUAUCAGUAUUUAAUUUAAUGAAACAUAAUUAUAUUGCAUUA